UUUGUUUUGUGCCCUGCGCUGCGUCUAGCUUCGUUGUUAAGUAAAUUUAAUAUAGUAAUGCGGUUGGUCCCGUUCCCUGUGCCACGUUGGAGUCCUGGUUUUAUAAGUGUGGUAUUGGUUUUAUCGGCCUUAAAAUAUUGUAAGAUUCCAGAGGGAGCAUUUUUUGCAGCAAUUUUUGUAAUAAUCUCUAGUUGGGAUUUGCUGGUGGUCUUUAUGACUGAUCAAAAAUUUAGGACUGAUCUUUACGACUGA
Messenger RNA from Meloidogyne enterolobii, 252 nucleotides. Lineage: Eukaryota; Metazoa; Nematoda; Chromadorea; Rhabditida; Meloidogynidae. The record is from the annotation of a GenBank genome assembly.